Molecule: messenger RNA, 2634 nt
Organism: Drosophila ananassae
Lineage: Eukaryota; Metazoa; Arthropoda; Insecta; Diptera; Drosophilidae
Product: toll-like receptor 6
Exons: 1
Coding region: 28-1755 (575 amino acids)
Cellular component (GO): extracellular matrix
Molecular function (GO): protein binding
Source: RefSeq, a predicted model, not a curated record
UUAAGCGACGGCGUGCGGUUCGUUACCAUGGUGUAUAUAUUGCGCAGGAUCUGGGCUACAGGCAUUAUCCUGGCCCUGAGUACCGUGAAUGCCUGGGCCAAUGGUGGGGACAUACCCCUUCGGUGCGACGAAUACGAUCCGAUGGUGGGCUACAUGGAUAUUAACGAGGCCUAUUGCACGGUCACCGGUUUCACGGUCACCCACAGCCAGAACGUGGUCAUAAAAAACAUACCGGCCGGCAACAUGGUCAAGUUUAUGAAAUUCUACAUGUCGACCCUGCUGUACAUGCCCUUCCACCUAUUCGAAACGUUUCCGUAUCUGAAGACCCUAGAUGUCUCGAACACGAAUAUCGUGGAGCUCACCCGAAACGCCUUCAGCGCGGCCAGCAAUCUGACGGUAUUGAAUCUGUCCUACAACAACUUGACCUCCAUUCAGACCUCGGUGUUCAUUGGAGCCAAUAUUUUGAUGCGACUGGAUUUGUCCUACAACGAAAUAGCCUCCCUCAGUGUCAACGCCUUUUGUGGCCUACAGACUAUUAGUCAGAUAUUUCUAACUGGCAACCGACUGAAGGAGCUGCACAGCGACAUCUUUAAGGAUAACGAGUACCUAGAGAAGGUGUCCUUCGAGGGCAACAUGCUAACCACCAUUCAGCCGGAGGUUUUCCGAAAUCUGCGCAGAAUCAAGGAAGUGAACCUCUCGAAUAACCAGCUGAUCCUCAUACACCCAGACACCUUCGCCGAGGCAGCCAGUCUGGAGAACCUAAUGCUGUCCUACAAUCAGUUGCAGAGUUUCAAGCUCACCGACAAGAACAUCGUGCAUCAGUUGCACUUGGACAACAAUAAUCUAACCACUUUGCUGGUCAAUGCCACUCGAUUCGUUCGUGCCAGCUACAAUCGAAUCUCCCAGCUACUGUUGUACCAGAGCCUGCACAUCGAGAGCAUGGAUCUGAGGUCCAAUAAGCUCACAAGUAUCUCGAACCUCACCAACAUAGCCUACUUAAUGCAUCUCGAUGUUUCCGAAAACCCCAUUGGUCCUUUGAACAUAACCACCUUCAAUCAGCUGAAGCGACUGCGGGGACUAUCCCUAAGAGGAACUGGCAUUCGGGAGCUGAAAUUUGGAAUGUUCUCCAAACAAAAGUACCUGGAGGAAUUGGACUUGUCGUUCAACAACCUGACCAGCCUCAAUCUGGACAUGUUCGUGCCCUAUCUGACGAACCUGAAGAAGUUCCUGGUGGACGGAAACGAGCUGACCGAACUUCAAGGAAAUCGCACCUUCUCGGAGACCUUCCCCAUGCUCCAGAAACUGGGAAUUUCGAGGAAUCGCUUUAACUGCUCCUACUUGCACCACCUGCUCAUCCCACCAUCGCUGGCCGAGUCGGUGUUGCUGAAUAUCGAGCCAGACAACAGCCUGGAGGAGACACCCCACAUCCGGGAUGUGUCCUGCAUCAGUCAGUCCCAAACUGCGGUGAACGCCUCCUUCAUGGCCGAGGAGUCCGUGCUGGAAGGUCACAUCCAGACGCUGUCCAAGCAGCUGGAAAUUGUGGGGGGCCACUCCAGGAAUCUGGAACGCCACCUGGCCUUCAUGGAGGUGUUCGCCUAUGUCCUGGGAGCAGCGGUCCUCAUCUGCCUGGUAGCCCUGGUCACUCUCCGGUAUCUGAAGAAUCGGCGAUCGGCUCGCUACGACCGCAGCAGCAUCGUCUUUCGUUCCACCGCCACAAUGGAUGCAAAUCUCACCCUCACCAAUGAUUUGGCGUAAUAUUCAUCUACAGGAACAUUAUUCUUCAAUAAUAUUCAUAAAAAUAAUAGUAAUAAUAAUACAUUAUAAUAAUAAUAUGCAUUUAUCUUAAGUUAAAGUAAGGCUUAUAGAAUAUUUAAGGACAACAAUCACAUUUUUUGAUGAGACUAAGUUUGAGAAGUGAAUCUGUUAGAUUUAUUUCCUACGAUUUUUUUUAUUAAUUUUUCACUAAAAAUUUAAAACUUCAAUUCAAUUUUCAUUACAUUUUGUAAGAUUACCAUCAAUUUAACAACUGGAUAAAUUGCUAAAUUUUAAAAAACAAACACGUCUAAAUAUAAAAUGAAAUUUUGAUGAAAACUGUUUCUAAGACAUAUUUCUAAUCUUUUUGAUCUGAUUUCAUAAUCAUCCAAGUUAUAAGUUUAUUCUCUAUAUUUUAAUGUAAAGUUAUAUUAUAGAAAUAUAAGUUUUAAAUAAACUCUUGAAAAUGAAAAGCGAAACAAACCAGAUACAUGUGUAUAAUGUGUGCAAUCUUUUUAAAAUAUAUAUAAAAUUAAAAAAAAAGUCAAGGAUCAUUUAUGGAAAAGACAUACAUACUCAUGAUAAAGUGAAUGAAAUGCGGAACAGUAAUUGAUAAAAUACAUGUGAGUUUGCUUGAAGGUUUUAUCAAAAAAGAGACUUCCUGCCUGCCAUUGAAUUCUGAUAAGCUUGAACUGCAAGACCUUGAAGCGAAGACAACAAAGUAAUGGACUAUCUAUAAAAAAUAUUAUAGACAAUAAAAGAAACUCUUAUUAAGUGUAGCAUAUCCUCAUAGUUUUUCAAUAUCACAGAGAACUGAACUUCCCUAAAGUUCUUAACAUUAAAAAAAUGUAGUUUACUAAAAAUAAACUAUUAAAAAAAAAA